Caenorhabditis bovis is the source of this 747-nucleotide messenger RNA. The record is from the annotation of a GenBank genome assembly. Lineage: Eukaryota; Metazoa; Nematoda; Chromadorea; Rhabditida; Rhabditidae.
AUGAAUAUUAUCGGAUCAGGCAUGAUUGUGUUCAUUAAUGGUCCUUUCAAAUACCUUCAUUCCAUUGGAGAUUAUUGCGCAGCCAUCUACUGCUCAUCCUUCGGAUUUUGCAUCGCGCUCCUUGCCAACCAUUUCGUAUAUCGAUACAUUGCAAUUUGCAAACCCCAUCAGUUAUAUGAAUAUGAAAGAAUCAGAAUGUUGAAAUUCUCCAUUCUCCCAAUAAUUAUGGGAGUUGGGUGGUUCUUUGCAGUCCAAUAUCUAGGAGCCCCAUCGACGGCAAAAGCUGACUAUCUAAGGACUGAAAUAAAAUCUACGCAUGGUGUUGAUAUCAAUGAUUUAUACUACAUAUCAUUCUUGUAUUAUUAUAAAGAGACAAAUGGGAAAUUUGUGAUUAGCUGGAAGGAUCUUGCUGGCUGCUUUAUUUGCUGCGUCGAAAUGAUAUUCAGCAACACGCUCAUCGUGAUAUGCGGCUGGAAGACAUACAAGUGUAGUAUCGAAGUGGAAGCUGUCAGUCAAAAAACUCAGGAUCUCAACGAUCAGCUUUUCAAAGUUCUUCUCCUUCAAACCGUAUUCCCGGUGGUUCUGAUGUUCAUCCCUGUCGGUUUAUUGUGCGUUCUACCAAUUUUCGAAAUUGACGUUGGGGUAGUCGCCAAUCUUCCCGCGCUCACCGUUUCAAUAUACCCCGGAAUGGACGCUUUCGUUGCGAUACUCAUGAUUCGCGAUUUUCGGAAUGCGCUGAUUUGUUAG